GUGACAACUAAAGCCUAACACUUUAUACCAACCUCUCUGUUCAUCUCUCUCUCUUGGGGCACUUGGAGAUCGAAAGGUGUGGCCUUUUUCUUUAUUCUCUUCCGUUUUGCAUCGGGAUCUUGCUGGUUUUGAAGGGUUUCUGUAUUUCUUUUAAACAAAAUUCGACAAGUAGAGGCCUUUCUCGGAAUCAGAGAGAGAGAGAGAGAGAGAGAGAGAGAUUUGUUGUUUAGUCAGCGUCACUAUCGACCUCAGCCCCACCGAUUUCAUGGAUCCCAAGAACCCAAAUCAACACCAGGUACCAAAUUUCUUGAACCCACCACCGCCGCCACAGCGGCAAAAUCAGAGCAUGGGAGAUAUAAGCAAUGGCGAUAACAACGAGGACGACAAUGGUGUGAAUAAACAAGCUGAGAUUAAGGAUCUCCAGAUUAUGGUGGCGGACAGGGAGGUGAGCAAGAGACAACAGCAGCAGCAGCGUCUGGUGUUGGGUCCGAAGAGGGGCUCCAACAAAGAUAGACACACCAAAGUCGAAGGCAGAGGUCGGAGAAUCAGGAUGCCGGCGCUAUGUGCGGCGAGGAUCUUUCAGUUGACCAGAGAAUUGGGUCACAAAUCCGAUGGCGAGACCAUCCAGUGGCUGCUUCAGCAGGCUGAGCCGUCGAUUAUCGCCGCCACCGGCACCGGAACUGUUCCCGCCUCUGCUAUGGCCAACGCCGCUGCAGCCGGCGGCUCCGGUGGGUCUCUCUCGAUGGGUCUGGUGAUGAGCCAUGACCUUGGCGGUGGUGGGAUUGGUGGGUCGGGUAGUAACAGCAGACCCACUUGGCCCAUAGUGGGCAUUGGCGGUGCCGGAGAAGGCGAAGCCGGCGGAGGUGGGGGAGCUUCUAGCGCUCAUCACCAUAAUUUACCGUCUGGGUUGUGGCCAAACGUUGGUUUGCAGCCACCGUCUAGCGGCGGCGGCGGCGGAGCUGGUGUAUCCACCGCCGGGCUAAUGAGUGAGAACGGCGGCAGCGGCGGCGGAGGAUACAGAAUUGGGUUUUCUGGGUUUGAUUUUCCCGGUGUUUCGAACAUCGGUCCGAUGAGUUUUGCAUCGAUCUUAGGUUCUGGGUCUAACAACCAGAUGCCAGGGCUGGAGCUUGGGCUGUCUCAAGAUGGGAAUGUCGGGGUCUUGAAUCCACAGGCUUUUACACAGAUUUAUCAUCAGAUGGGUCAUGCUAGGGUUCUUCACCACCACCACCACCAUCACCAGCAACACCCACAUGAAAAUCAGCAAGAAACUUCUGAGAACGAUGAUGAUUCUCAAGGUUCAGGGCGGCGUUGAUGGGUUUUUUUUCUUCUUGGAAAAGAAAACGGAGCCGUAGAAAGGCUUCUGCAGUAGAAGCUUUGGUUUUGUUUGUGAUUGAAUUUGUUGUUGUACAACCAUGGAGAGGACAAAUGGUUAUACAGAGAGAGUGAUUACAUUAUAUGAUUGGAUAUGAUUAUGAAGUAUCAAAACCUCCACCAGACACAGGUGAGCUGAUGAUCUGGUUUGAUUCUUCAUCUGUGAAGACAUAUGCUUAGUGAAGACACUGAGAGAGUGAUGAUCCCAUUAGAUUGGAUUUCAGUUCCCAGUUAUGGAAGAAGGGGUUACGUCUUCUCGGACAGAAGCUAAGCCCUUUUAAGGGUCUGCCUAGUGAACUCAUUAACAGCAUUUAGUAAUUCUGAAACAGAGCAUUCAGCUCCAAUGGCGGUAAGUGAUCUAAAGAUCUAUCGUUUGUGGGGCGCAAUGCAACACAAACUGAUGCUCUUCAACACUUUUCCGAAUCGAGAAAUUCGAGCUGUAGGGUUCGUUUGAUUCUUGCCUCGGAUUCAUAAAGUUUCAAUCUUUUCAUUUUUCUGGUACUCUCUGUUCUUCUGCUGUAGUCUACGGCAUUUCAAAAAGGUUCUCUCUUGCAUAGCCCCGUAGCAAACCAAGGUUAUGAAUGUUGGCUAAUGCAAUGAGUUCCAAAGUCAACUCUAUGUUCUAAAGUCAA
Tarenaya hassleriana is the source of this 2003-nucleotide messenger RNA. RefSeq names its product transcription factor TCP20. Gene Ontology annotation, molecular function: sequence-specific DNA binding; DNA-binding transcription factor activity. NCBI's taxonomy places the organism in Eukaryota, Viridiplantae, Streptophyta, Magnoliopsida, Brassicales, Cleomaceae. The record is from RefSeq and is a predicted model, not a curated record. Gene Ontology annotation, cellular component: nucleus.